Molecule: messenger RNA, 1518 nt
Organism: Esox lucius (northern pike)
Lineage: Eukaryota; Metazoa; Chordata; Actinopteri; Esociformes; Esocidae
Product: mitochondrial ornithine transporter 1-like
Exons: 6
Coding region: 50-853 (267 amino acids)
Biological process (GO): mitochondrial L-ornithine transmembrane transport
Molecular function (GO): L-ornithine transmembrane transporter activity
Source: RefSeq, a predicted model, not a curated record
UGUUGCAUGCGUGCUCAGCGGCCAGCCCUUUGACACGGUCAAGGUAAAGAUGCAGACGUUCCCCAGCUUGUAUCGUGGCUUCCUGGACUGUUCCCUGAAGACGUACCAUCACGACGGACUACGAGGGUUCUACCACGGCACAGUGCCUGCUCUUCUGGCCAAUGCAGCUGAGAACGCUGUGCUCUUCGCCUGCUAUGGAACCUGCCAACAAGUCACCAGUAGAGUUUUUGGCCUGGAGAACGUGUCUGACCUCAGUGACCUGCAGAAUGCCUUGGCUGGAACCCUGGCAUCUGUCUUCUCCUCGCUGGUAUUGUGUCCUACAGAGCUGGUGAAGUGUCGAAUGCAGGCCGUUCGUGAGAUGAGGACAGUAGGGAAAGUCUGUCCGUUGUCACACAGUUCAACCUGGUCAGUGGUGAGGAACAUAUUAAAGACAGAUGGUCCUCAAGGCCUCUUCCAAGGCAUGACUAGCACCUGGCUCAGAGAGGUGCCUGGAUACUUCUUCUUUUUUGGGGGUUAUGAGAUCUCCAGAACUCUCUUUACAAAGCCAGGACAGUCCAAGGAUGAGUUGGAUGCUAUCCCACUGUUAAUUAGUGGGGGAGUUGGGGGGUCUGCCUUCUGGUUGGCAGUUUACCCCAUUGAUUCAGUCAAAUCCAGAAUCCAGGUUCUAUCCAUGACAGGCAAGCAGUCUGGAUUCUUCAGAACAAUGCUCUGUAUCAUCAGGACAGAAGGUGUUCCUGCUCUGUACGCUGGUCUAAUCCCUACUGUUCUUCGUGCCUUCCCCUCCAACGGAGCUCUAUUCCUGUCUUAUGAGUGGAUCAGAAGAACUCUCCUCAACCACACAUCUACAGGCUGAGGUCAUAGGAAGCCUGAGUUGAAUGUUCAAACUCUACAGCCUGUUCAAAGCUCUUUCUCAGCAUACACAGCAGUUGUCAGAUGUUUUUAGCUGACAGUGAAAGCCCAGGACAUAAUAUUAUUCAGUUUAUUCUAAGUUCAUACAUUGUCCACCAAGUUUGAAAUUUGGAAGAGAUUCAAAACUAGAUUUCUGGAUAGAUAGAUUAAUCAGUAAAAACAAGAAUAAUCAUGAAACACGUUUAUUUUAUAAUGUAAGCAUUUGUAGUUUUCUUGAGUGUUAGAAUCUCCAUACAUUUUUGAGAUGUCGAGUAAAAUAUGUCCAGCAGAGGGAGUCCUUUCUGUCUUUGCCUUUCUGUCUGUUUGUCUCUGACUGUUUGUGUCUGACUGUUUGUCUGUCUCUCGUGUGUGCGUGUGUAUACACGCUGUACUAUCCUGCUUUAGGUGUGUAUACAGGCUGUACUAUCCUGCUUUAGGACCAACAAUCCCCACAGGUAUAGUAAAAACCUGAGGGAACUUUCUGGUCACUAUGAGGAAAAAGGCCAUUUUGUUAAGGUGUAUAGGAUUUAUGGUUAAGGUUAGAAUUUAUCUCAGGGAAAACAGGAAGAUUGAAUGGUAAUAAAGUUUAUUGUCAUCACAAAGAAUAUUCCAUGGAUGCAUAGAGGUGCC